This is a messenger RNA of Rotaria socialis, 384 nucleotides long. NCBI's taxonomy places the organism in Eukaryota, Metazoa, Rotifera, Eurotatoria, Philodinida, Philodinidae. The record is from the annotation of a GenBank genome assembly.
AUGACACAUGAUAAACAAAAUAUAUUUGUUGGUCACAUUAAAAACUCCACAAAUUUAUCAUUAUCUGAUAAUCCAACAUUAAAAUAUUGGGAUCCAUUUAUUAAUCGAUUAAAAAAACUUAAACUUCUUCAAGAAUUAAUUAUUAAUAGCUGUGGAAUUGAUCAAGUCAAAACAAAAAAACAAAAAGAAUCGAAUAAAAUGUUUCCAUCAUUAAAAUUUCUUUAUAUGUCUCAUAAUAAAAUAUCAUCAUUUGAAUCAAUAAAUGAAUUAUCAUCUACGCCAUCAGUAAGUGUUCUUCAAAAUUCAAUUUAUCCGUCAAAUCAAAAUGAAAGUGAAACUGCAAAACAAGAAACAAUUGCACGUUUACCAAAUUUAACACAUUGA